AUGCAUCGCAGAGAGGCAGUCAAGGGUUCUAUGCUAGCCUAUGGUCAUCUUUUCACAGACGACCGCAUCCAUCUAGGACGAGACGUCAUGACGAUUGCAAUGAAUUGGGCAACGCCAGAUACACUGGAAUUCCUGAUUGAACUUUGGGCUGAGCAUUUGCGCAAGGACACCUAUCAUCCAAAUUGGUUCUUUUCCGCCAACCGUGCACUUAGGAGACACGACUUUUCAGCCCAAAAGACAACGGCCCUUCGCCUUAUAGCCUCAUUCGGAGAGGACAUCGUUGAUGCCCCACAAACCGAGCUUCACAAAGCUGUUGACCUGGACGAACCUGCAACAAAUAAUCAUGACUUUCAAAGAAUUGUCACCAAAUACCCCUGGACCAUUGAUCAAUGGAAUCACGAAGGCCUUGCACCUUUGGCUCUGGCAGCCCAAAAUGGCAACCUUCACGCCGUGAGAGAGCUUGUUCGUCUAGGCUGUAACAUUGAUCAACCAGACUAUAGAGGAGUUACUCCACUGAUGGAGGCUUCUGCGAACGGACAUGUCGACGUUGUACAGUUUUUACUAGAUGCUGGCUGUUCGGUCAACGUUACUUCGGGGUCUGGAAAUACGGCACUAUUUUUCGCUGCGGAUCAACUGAUCGAAACAGCGCAAGACCCAGGGACUAUUAUGCAGAUGUUACUUUCUGCAGGGGCCUCAGUCAAGAUAUCAAACCUUCGGGGAAACACCCCUUUGCACAUGAUGGGGCUUUCUGGUUCUGAAAAGCUAUCUCGGCGAGCAGCAAUGACCAAAAUACGUCUACUUUUGGAAGCCGGGGCCGACAUCAACGCCAUGAGCCAUGGAAAAUCACGACCGUUGGAACGCGCUAUCUCGUACGACCAGCCGGAGUUGAUGAAGUGCCUCAUUGAAGCUGGCGCUCAAGUUACGGAACUGAGUGGGAAACAAAACCUGCUACACUUAGCAGCAAAGGAGGCCCGGCUUGAAACACUACAGCACUUGGCUGACAUGCAACUUCCAUUUCUGAACGUAAGUCAGGAAGAUGAGUGGGGGAACACGCCGUGGGAUGAUUUUGUACGGGUUCUACACAGCCCAGAACGGGAUUUGAGUGCUUCUCGAAGGCCUACCUCUCCAGAGCAAGAUGCAUUUGUUACAUUAUACAAGAAGCUUCAAGUUCAAAGCCUGUCACUCGACAUCAGCAGACUGCAGCGCAUCCACCAGCAUCUCGAAGGCACAACUUACCAUGGAGCUUUGAUGGUAUUACAGUCACUGAUUAGUGAAAAGAGGGACUGGAAGCAAUGGGAAUCGCUGCGGACAUACGAAACCAUUAGACUUCAAGUUCAGGAGCAGAUGGUGGAUGCAGCGCUCGAGUCUGUUGACGAGAACAUUGAGGUAUUGCAAGAGAAGAUUGAUGCGUCACCAUGGGAUCAAGUGUCAUAUUGGGACCCUUCAAAAGCAACAAUUUCAUAUGGACAUGAGGGCGACACCGAAUCGGAAUAA
Colletotrichum gloeosporioides is the source of this 1494-nucleotide messenger RNA. RefSeq lists its product as uncharacterized. NCBI's taxonomy places the organism in Eukaryota, Fungi, Ascomycota, Sordariomycetes, Glomerellales, Glomerellaceae. The transcript is spliced from 3 exons. The coding region runs from base 1 to 1494 and encodes 497 amino acids. Gene Ontology annotation, cellular component: cytoplasm; nucleus. The record is from RefSeq and is a predicted model, not a curated record. Gene Ontology annotation, molecular function: protein binding.